Molecule: messenger RNA, 1443 nt
Organism: Seminavis robusta
Lineage: Eukaryota; Bacillariophyta; Bacillariophyceae; Naviculales; Naviculaceae
Source: the annotation of a GenBank genome assembly
AUGGUGAUUGGCAAAAAGAGCGUGCUUUCAGAAGUUGCUCUGGCGGGAAAAUUGGGCAUGGAAAAAGACACCGUGGAAGCCAUCAUGAACGCCAUUGACGGCCCCUCUGGUGCGACUAGUACAUUUGUUGGAAAGAACAAGGUUGCCAUUGGCAUUAUUCCCGAAAAAGUCUCCCGGAACAACCAUCCAUGGUCGGUUCACGCCAUUACGGAGAUGGUAAAGAGUCACAUUCCAAAGGGUCAAACCAGUCAGAUUAUCAUGGUCGGAGCGGAUGCUGUGAAGUACCAAGGAGCCUUGACGGCUGCUGUCGCCAAGGCAUUCCCAGUUUAUUCCAAAAAGACCACCGAAGCGUCUCGCAAAGGAGAAGACGAAUCUCAGAAAAACAGUCGGAAAAUUCACAUGGCUUUGUGGGAUGAAAAGGGGGCUCCCCUGGCAUGUCCGCCUGAUGCAACCACAUCUGCAUUGGCUGCUGCAGAAGGAAUUCAAUUGGCGGCAAGACUAGUGGAUUCCCCACCGGAAGAAUUGACAACAGAUGCCUAUGCUGCGGAAUGCAAACGGCUGGCAGAGGAACUGGAUGGAGUCAGUUUCAAAGAAAUUGUCGGGAAUGACCUCUGCGAAAAAGGAUACGGUGGCAUUUACGGAGUUGGCAAAGCAGCAGUGUGCCCACCAAGAUUGGUCAUCAUGGAGUACACCCCACCUGGUGCAACCCCCGAGGGGAAAACCAUUUGUCUGGUGGGAAAGGCCAUUGUCUACGAUACAGGUGGACUCUCGCUCAAGCCAAAAACUGGUAUGUGCGGAAUGAAGGCCGACAUGGGUGGAAGUGCAGGAUUAUUGGGGGGCUUUGUCAGCGCUGUCAAAGCAGGGUACCCCAACAAAUUAGUGUACCUCGUUUGCAUGGCGGAAAACGCUAUAGGCCCCUCUGCCUUUCGCAAUGACGACAUUUUGACCAUGUAUUCUGGCAAGACGGUGGAAGUCAACAAUUGUGAUGCCGAAGGCCGACUUGUGCUGGGCGAUGGAGUUGCCCACGCAUCCAAGCACAUUGAAAACCUGGACCUUAUCGUUGACAUGGCUACUUUGACCGGUGCUCAGAUGGUGACGACUGGUCAAAAGCACGCUGGAAUAUUGACAAACAAAGCGGAACUAGAAGUCAAGGCUGUAGCAGCAGGACUCCAGUCGGGGGAUCUGGCAUAUCCAAUGCUGUAUGCUCCCGAGUUGCUGAAGAAGGAGUUCAACUCCAAGGUUGCCGACAUGAAGAAUUCCGUCAAAGAUAGGUCAAAUGCUCAAUCUUCUUGUGCCGGUCAUUUCAUCGAGGCUCAUUUGGACGAAAACUACGAGGGAGGUUGGCUACAUGUGGAUAUGGCAGGGCCAGCCACUGAAAACGAACGUGGCACAGGAUACGGCGUUGGCCUGGUUCUUUCGCUUCUAGGUGUUGCCGGCUUCUAG